ACAGGUUUACUUUAGUAAUUAUUAUUUUUAAACGAGAAAAAAAAAGUUAUUUGGCGCGGAGGAGCUCAAAUGGUUCUCGGAUGGAGAUCAUUUGCUUCAGCAAGAUGAAACAAUGGAGAAUCCACACUUUAUUUCGCUGGCUUCUGUGUGUCGGUGUUUUGCCGACUGUUACCCAGAAUCUGAAAACUUGUUGCCAGCUGUUUGGGGAUUUUACUGUCAUCAUAAUCCCGCAGACCUUCUUUGCAUCCAGCUCAGAGGCUUUACUGAAACAGGACUCAGGGUUAACAUCUGCUUGUGGGUGUGCUCAUGGAAAAUAUGCUCAGAAGCUCCUAAAGGAUUUAUUCCCAAACUACACUAGUGCGCUGAGGCCAGUAGAGGACACAAACAACAUCCUGAAUGUGACUCUGCAGGUUACACUGUCCCAGAUAAUCGACAUGGAUGAGCGAAACCAAAUUUUAACUGCAUAUUUAUGGAUACGGCAAGUGUGGUUUGAUGCACACCUCAAAUGGAAUAAAGGCGAUUAUGAUGGCCUUGAUACCAUCCGCAUACCGGGUAGUUAUGUAUGGAGACCUGAUAUAGUCCUCUAUAACAGUGCAGACGAUCAUUUCACUGGCCCCAUGGACACCAAUGUGGUGAUCCGACAUGAUGGGCAUAUAAUGUGGGAUUCCCCAGCAAUCACCAAGAGCUCGUGCAAAGUGGAUGUGUCUUUCUUCCCGUUUGAUGCUCAGCAAUGCCGGUUCACCUACGGAUCCUGGACCUACAACGGUAACCAGCUCGACAUCCUUAAUGCAAUGGAGAGUGCUGACCUGGCUGACCUGGUGGAGAAUGUGGAGUGGGAGGUGCUCGGUAUGCCGGCAAAGAAGAGCAUUGUUCUUUAUGGUUGCUGUGCUGACCCUUACCCAGAUGUGACCUACACACUGAAACUUAAGAGAAAAGCAUCCUUUUAUGUCUUCAACCUGCUCAUACCAUGUGUGAUGAUUUCUUUUCUGGCACCGCUGGGCUUCUACCUUCCUGCUGAUUCUGGAGAGAAGGUUUCUUUGGGUGUCACAGUGAUGCUGGCACUCACUGUCUUUCAGCUGUUGGUCGCAGAGAUCAUGCCUCCCUCUGAGAAUGUACCACUAAUCGGAAAAUAUUACAUUGCAACAAUGACCAUGAUUACAGCCUCAACUGCUCUGACCAUCUUUGUCAUGAACAUACAUCACUGUGGCCCUGACGCCAAGCCUGUUCCCAAGUGGGCCAAGAAAGUCAUUCUGCAGUACAUGGCUAGAAUGUGCUUUGUUUAUGAAGUUGGAGAGAACUGCAUGUCACCUCAGCCAGAGAAACCGGAGCCGCUUCCUCUACAGAACACCAACUGCACCAUGAAUGGUCAGGCGGGGCCGGGCAGAGAGGAUUAUGUCUUCAGAAUGGAGAGAGGACAAGAAAUAGUGGGCUCAAUGACCACAGAGGAAAAAGAAGACAUGGAUCAGAUACUGUCUCCAAUGGGCUCAAUGGGGAGGAACCCUACAAACAACUACAGCUCUUGGAAGAAUGGCAUUUUCACAAGCAUGGACUGUGGAGACUCUGGGGAUGGGAGGAGGUGCAGGAAGGGAGGAGUGAGUGAUGCAGAGAGAAAAGACAGAGAGGUUUCCUGCAACCCCCAAUGCAAUGAGAGACAGCUGCUGCGUAAUAUAGAGUAUAUAGCCAACUGUCACAGAGAUCAGAGGGCCACGCAGAAAAGGACUGGAGAGUGGAAGAAGGUGGCAAAAGUUUUAGAUCGUUUUUUUAUGUGGAUUUUUUUCAUUAUGGUGUUUUUCAUGAGCCUUCUCGUCAUGGGUAAAACCAUAUAACUGCAGCUCUUGUCAGAAGGUCUAAAGACAGCACAAAAUGUUGUACAAAAGAUUAACACAGGAUAGGAUGGGAAUCGUUCAAUAUCAUCAGAUUCUGUAAAUGCCGCUCAUAUUUCCAGACAUUUUUGACAUGUCACCUCCUGUUGCACACCUAUUUGUGAGUAGAAUUAAAUCUUUGAUAAAAUUGUUAUUUAUGGGUUUUAGAGGUGAGAAAUUUUUCCCCAUUGUUGUGUGAAAGUUACCGCAUUCACCCAAGAAAUGGCAAGUUCUUUGGUAAAUCUAUAUAUACUGCUCAAAAGACUCAAAGGAACACUUUGAAAACACAUCAGAUUUCAAUGGGAAAAAAAAAAUCGUGCAGGAUAUCUAUACUGAUUGCAACUCAAAAUGGUACUCAGCAGUUUGUAUGGCCCCCAUGUGCUUGUAUGCAUGCUUGACAAUGUGGGGGCAUGCGCCUAAUGAGAUUAUGGUGUCCUGCAAUCCCCACCAAAAUCCCAUCAAAGGCAUCACUGAGCUCCUGGACAGUCUGAGGUGCAACCUGGCAGCGUUGGAUGGUCUGAAACAUGAUGUCCCAGAGGUUUUUUUUAACUGGAUUUAGGUCAGGCGAGCGCAGGUUCCAUUCAGGAACUGCCUGCAUACUCUCACCACACGAGGCCGGGCAUUGUCGUACACCAGCAUGAACCCAGGACCCACUCCACCAGCGUACAGUGGAUCAAAGGAUUCAUUCCGGAUACCUAAUGGCAGUCAGGGUGCUGUUGUCUGGGCUGUAGAGGUCUGUGCAUCCCUCCAUGGAAAUGCCUCCUCAGACCAUCACUGACCCACCACAAAC
This is a messenger RNA of Archocentrus centrarchus (flier cichlid), 2652 nucleotides long. It is a transcript of the gene chrna10a, whose product is annotated as cholinergic receptor, nicotinic, alpha 10a. Gene Ontology annotation, cellular component: postsynaptic membrane. Gene Ontology annotation, biological process: monoatomic ion transmembrane transport. The record is from RefSeq and is a predicted model, not a curated record. Gene Ontology annotation, molecular function: transmembrane signaling receptor activity; acetylcholine-gated monoatomic cation-selective channel activity. NCBI's taxonomy places the organism in Eukaryota, Metazoa, Chordata, Actinopteri, Cichliformes, Cichlidae. The transcript is spliced from 6 exons. Bases 81 to 1826 code for a protein of 581 amino acids.